UCUCCAGCUUGUCGGGCAGCAAGGAACUUACGGGUGUGGCUUCGAACGUGAUAAAUCUAUACGAAAGGACAUCAUGCAUAACGGCAAUCGUACAUUAUAAAGGACUCAAUUAAAACAUUUGAAAAACAGAAGAUAACCGAUUACUGCACCAUAGUAGGUGUGUGAAUGUGGUGUAAUUGAAAGGCCAUUGGCAUCGGAAUCCGAUCUGCUCAGUUUUAACAGCUGGAAUACUUUUGCUGAAGUUCGUGGCCCUUAUGGUGUUACCUGCUAAGCUGAACGAGGAUUCAUUAAUGACAAUUUUCCGCAAAAGUUCCUUAUAGUUCCUGACCUUGUUCUAACAGAUGCGUUUAAAUUGUUCCUAUUGGCAAGCUUACUACUGAAGAGCAGAAAUUUGGACGCUGAAAUCCAUUGAAAAUUCUUUGGAAAUUGUCAUAGUUCUGAAAUUUGCGACUCGUUAAUGUUCACAUUUACAAUCUAUUUUAUCAAAGGGGAAGUAGCAUUUCUCAACUCCAGUGCUUAGGGACAGCUUUUAUUUUUAAAUAAAAGCUUCCAGGCACACCAGUGUCGCCAAGAUUAUUUUUCUCUGUAAUAUUUUACGAAAAGCAGCAGUCCUGAAGCGUGCACUUGGAACCAUGGGUUGUACAGUGAGUCAGGAAGAUAAAGCCGCGGCCGAGAGGUCCAAAAUGAUUGACAAAAACCUUCGAGAAGAUAGAGACAAAGCGGCCAGAGAAGUGAAACUGCUCUUAUUGGGUGCUGGGGAGUCAGGGAAGAGUACCAUUGUGAAGCAGAUGAAAAUUAUCCAUGAGGAUGGCUACUCAGAAGAUGAGUGUAAGCAGUACAGAGCUGUGGUCUACAGCAACACCAUCCAGUCCAUCAUGGCCAUCAUUAAAGCAAUGGCAAACCUGAAGGUCGACUAUGAGGAUGCUGCCAGAGCAGACGAUGCCCGCCAGCUGUUUGCCCUGUCGGCGGCUGCGGAGGAGCAGGGCAUCCUACCAGAGGACCUGUCCAACAUCAUCCACAGGCUCUGGGCCGAUGGAGGUGUGCAGGGCUGCUUCACCCGCGCACAGGAGUAUCAGCUCAACGACUCGGCUGCCUACUACCUAAACGACCUGGAAAGGAUAGCCAAAGCAGACUACAUCCCAACACAGCAGGACGUGCUGCGGACCCGAGUGAAGACCACCGGCAUCGUGGAGACACACUUCACCUUCAAAGACCUGCACUUCAAGAUGUUUGAUGUGGGUGGCCAGCGCUCUGAGAGGAAGAAGUGGAUCCACUGCUUCGAGGGAGUGACAGCCAUCAUCUUCUGUGUGGCCAUGAGUGCCUACGACUUAGUGCUGGCUGAGGACGAGGAGAUGAACCGCAUGCAUGAGAGCAUGAAGCUGUUCGACUCCAUCUGCAACAACAAGUGGUUCACCGAGACCUCCAUCAUCCUGUUCCUCAACAAGAAGGACCUGUUUGAGGAGAAGAUUGCCCACAGCCCACUGACCAUCUGCUUCCCAGAGUACACUGGUCCUAACAAGAAUGAGGAGGCCCAGGCCUACAUCCAGACCAAGUUCGAGGACCUGAAUAAGAAGAAGGACACCAAGGAGAUCUACACCCACUUCACCUGCGCCACCGACACCAAGAACGUGCAGUUCGUCUUCGACGCCGUCACCGACGUCAUCAUCAAGAACAACCUGAAGGACUGCGGUCUCUUCUAGUGCGAAGAGAGAGAGACGCUAGAUGACUUGAACAGUUCUGAUGACCAGAAGGACAGGGAAUUCACACGUCUUGAACGACUGCACUGGCAAACCAUGAUUUCUGCUUUGAUCUGCUUUUGAUAAAGACACCUAAGAGACUGAACUCGGCGAGCCAAGCAGAAUUGUAACGAUUGCUGAUCCAGUUGCUCGUAUUGAUAACUCUGGGCUAUGACCACAAAUCAUUUACUGUGUUUUUGUUGUUCUACUUUUACUUCAUCCAUUUCAAUUAUUAGAGGAAGCAAAGGAAAUGUUUUUAUAUAAAUGCAUUCAUUUUACUUUUAGAAAAUCUGAUGUGCAGAUUCUAUUAAACUUUUAAUUGCAAAAAGCGAGGCACAGGCAUGGACAUAGAAUAUGAUCUAAAAAGGAAAGUGCUUUUUUAUAACGUUUACAUGUGUUCUUCAUUCAUAGCCAAACCACAUACUGUCCUGCAUGUCUCAAAAUGGCAAAUAUAUUAGCUCAAUAAUCUGCACAAAAAUAUCUUAACAUUCCUUUUAGAAAAAUCUUUAAAAAAUAAAAAAUAAAAUAAAAAAAGCUUCACAAGCAGGGGAAAAAUGGCAAAACUGAUAUUUAAAGUAUGUAUGUAUCUAACAUUCUGUUUUUUUAUAGUCCCAAUUUCCAUGUCUUUUGCAAAAUGUUUGUGCGUUCACUUCAGUUUACAACAAAUUCCUAGAUAUGCUUUCAUCAGUACCGUCUGGCCUACCGUACGCCUCCAUCUUCCUUCUGUUUUCUUCAUACUGUCUAAGAAUGCAUUGAUACAUUAUGAGAGACAAAAAUCUAAUUGAGAAAAAAGUUUUUGGUAAAUAUUAAAUGCUUUAAAGUCCUAUAUGAUGAUUUAAUUUAAAUAAAAGUAGAGAUCACCUGA
Messenger RNA from Osmerus eperlanus (European smelt), 2601 nucleotides. RefSeq names its product guanine nucleotide-binding protein G(i) subunit alpha-2-like. Gene Ontology annotation, biological process: G protein-coupled adenosine receptor signaling pathway; adenylate cyclase-inhibiting G protein-coupled receptor signaling pathway; gamma-aminobutyric acid signaling pathway. Gene Ontology annotation, molecular function: G protein-coupled receptor binding; G-protein beta/gamma-subunit complex binding; GTPase activity. NCBI's taxonomy places the organism in Eukaryota, Metazoa, Chordata, Actinopteri, Osmeriformes, Osmeridae. Gene Ontology annotation, cellular component: heterotrimeric G-protein complex. The record is from RefSeq and is a predicted model, not a curated record.